This is a messenger RNA of Lynx canadensis (Canada lynx), 3190 nucleotides long. RefSeq names its product G protein subunit alpha o1 (gene GNAO1). Lineage: Eukaryota; Metazoa; Chordata; Mammalia; Carnivora; Felidae. Gene Ontology annotation, cellular component: heterotrimeric G-protein complex. Bases 759 to 1823 code for a protein of 354 amino acids. Gene Ontology annotation, molecular function: G protein-coupled serotonin receptor binding; GTP binding; GTPase activity. The transcript has 9 exons. Gene Ontology annotation, biological process: G protein-coupled dopamine receptor signaling pathway; adenylate cyclase-modulating G protein-coupled receptor signaling pathway. The record is from RefSeq and is a predicted model, not a curated record.
CGCUGGCUCUCCCUUCAUUUUUUCUCCCCUCCCUCCCAGCCUCUCUCCCCUCUCUCUCUCUCUCCCUCGAGCUCCCGGCUGCCUGCGGCUCCCUCGCUCUCCCUCUCUCUCCGGUAGGCUCCACCGAGCGAUGCGAGCUCUGGGAGACAGCGACACCGCCUCCCGCUAGAGACCUGCCCCCCGACCCGGCCCCCUGCCCAACCCUGCCCUGCGCGCAGGGGUCGGCGAAGGCGCCGCGGACGCACCGACGGCUGAGGACCCGCGAUGCACAUGCACUAGCAGCACCCCCUCUCUCACUCCCUCCACACCCCGCGCCGCCGCCUCCUCCUCCUCUGGCAGCAGCGGCAGAAGGACCCACCCUGCCCCCCACCCCACCCUCCGCCGGCUCCGGCUGCGGCUCUUGCCUCAACUAUUAUUUUAUUUAUUUUGGGUCGUGCACAAGCCUCAGUGCCUGCAGCCCGCGCCUCCUCGGACCGCGGGCGCCUCUUCCCUCGGCCCCGGAGCCCCAGACCCCGGCCACCUUCGCCUCGACACCCCUAGAACCCGCCAGCUACCGCAAGUCUCCGCUGCUGGAAUCUUAGCGGCUGUCUUUUUGGGGGGUUCUGGUUUCCCGACAUUUUUGUUUUCAACCAAGGGAAGGAUAUCGUGGUUUUUUCCCCUUUGAACCCAGGCUCUGCUCUCUGGGGGGGUGGGGGGCGCGCCGAGCCGGGGAGCCGUGCCAGCCGAGUCGUGCGGGCUGUGGCAGGGAAGGGGCCACCAUGGGAUGUACUCUGAGCGCAGAGGAGAGAGCCGCCCUCGAGCGGAGCAAGGCGAUUGAGAAAAACCUCAAAGAGGAUGGCAUCAGCGCCGCCAAAGACGUGAAAUUACUCCUGCUGGGGGCUGGAGAAUCAGGAAAAAGCACCAUUGUGAAGCAGAUGAAGAUCAUCCACGAAGAUGGCUUCUCUGGAGAAGACGUGAAACAGUACAAGCCUGUUGUCUACAGCAACACCAUCCAGUCCCUGGCAGCCAUCGUCCGGGCCAUGGAUACUUUGGGCAUCGAAUAUGGUGACAAAGAGAGAAAGGCCGACGCCAAGAUGGUGUGUGAUGUGGUGAGUCGGAUGGAAGACACCGAGCCCUUCUCCGCAGAACUGCUCUCGGCCAUGAUGCGGCUCUGGGGUGACUCAGGAAUCCAGGAAUGCUUCAACAGGUCUCGGGAGUAUCAGCUCAACGAUUCUGCCAAAUACUACCUGGACAGCCUGGAUCGGAUCGGGGCCGCCGACUACCAGCCCACCGAGCAGGAUAUCCUCCGAACCAGGGUCAAAACCACUGGCAUCGUGGAAACCCACUUCACAUUCAAGAACCUCCACUUCAGGCUGUUCGACGUCGGGGGCCAGCGAUCUGAACGCAAGAAGUGGAUCCACUGCUUCGAGGACGUCACAGCCAUUAUCUUCUGUGUCGCGCUCAGCGGCUAUGACCAGGUGCUCCAUGAAGACGAGACCACGAACCGCAUGCACGAGUCUCUCAUGCUCUUCGACUCCAUCUGUAACAACAAGUUCUUCAUCGAUACCUCCAUCAUUCUCUUCCUCAACAAGAAAGAUCUCUUUGGUGAGAAGAUCAAGAAGUCACCUUUGACCAUCUGCUUUCCUGAAUACACAGGCCCCAACACCUAUGAGGACGCGGCCGCCUACAUCCAAGCACAAUUUGAAAGCAAAAACCGCUCACCCAACAAAGAAAUUUAUUGUCACAUGACUUGUGCCACAGACACGAAUAAUAUCCAGGUGGUAUUCGACGCUGUCACCGACAUCAUCAUUGCCAACAACCUCCGGGGCUGCGGCUUGUACUGACCUCUUGUCCUGUAUAGCAACCUAUUUGACUGCUUCACGGACUCUUUGCUGUUGACGUUGAUCUCCUGGUAGCAUGACCUUUUGGCCUUUGUAAGACACAGCCUUUCUGUAUCAAGCCCCUGUCCAACCUACGACCCCAGAGUGACUGACGGCUGUGUAUUUCUGUAGAAUGCUGUAGAAUCUGGUUUUAGUUGAGUCUUUACAUUUAGAAUUUGAAAGGAAAAAAGAAAAGAACAUUUCUCAUGUGCUUUGUAGCUUAAAAAAAAAAAGGAAAAAGGAAAACUCACCAUUUCAUCCAUACUUGUCUUUUUUUUCUUUUCUUUUCUUUUCUUUUUUUGGAAAUAAAGCAGCAUACACAUCUGCACCCGCACCGCGCCCCCCUACCCCUGCCUGCCACCUCUAUCCCCAGCAUAGAGGGGCCCCCAGUGCACCCGCAGAGCCACCCCUCCUGGGGGCUUGGGUCCCAGGGGAGCGUGUUCGGGUGGCGCUUCCCAGGGUGCCCCCCACCCCCACGCCCUGCCCACCACCUGCUCCCUCCAGGUUUGCAUAGGAAAAGCACAGCUCUGACUGGCCAGUAGCUGCCAAAGAGUACCGAACAAACGUAUAUAAAUAGAGCCCUUACAGACAACAAUUUUCCCACAACCUCCUUUCUACAGAUUCCCUUUAUGAUUUUUCGUUAUCGUUUCCAUUUUUGUUUUUAUUUGUGUCCCAAAGAGCACGAUGUAUCACAUACCGGCUCAGCUCUCAUAGUCUGGGAAACGGGGUUGUGGAUUUUUUUUUUCCUCUGACACUUUUGCUUCUCAGUCUCUCAGAGGGAUGCUCCCUUUGUGUGUGCGCCCCUCUCCGCCUUUUCCUUUGUUCCAGUGACCUGUGUCCGCUCCUUCUCAUGUGGGGAUGUUUGUGCUGCAGAUAAAAAGAACAAAAACAAACAAAAAAAAAUUUUUAAAUACCAUGAGAUGGAAAAAAACAAAAAAAAAUUUUAAAAACAGGUGGAAUGUAGUGUUUACACGAAAGCCAGUUUUCAUGAUCAGUCCUAUGUCAUUUCUACUUUGACUAGUAUCCAAACCCCAAACCUCUUCACGGUGUCACUUUUAAGACUUACUAUUUGCUGAAGAAGACCAGUCACGGCCAUUUCAGAUAAAGAGGAGGUGAAAAGACAAAACACACAAAAAAAUCAAAAAUAUGGAAAAAAAAAACUUGAAAAAAAAGGAAAAAAGAAAAAAAAAAAAAGCCCACGGGUCUUUCUAAGCCUUUCUAUUCCCAAUCGGUGAGGUUUCUGUGAUAUCUUACACACUGCCAGUCUACUUCUCUGACUAAUGGAAAAUUCAUGUGUAGCUCAAUAAAGAGAAUGUUUGUCUGUAUUCUGA